AUGGGCAAACUCAUUAGGCUUGAGCUCUUCAACUUCAAAUCAUACAAGGGUCACCACACUCUCCUCUUCGGUGACUCGUAUUUCACCUCUAUAAUUGGUCCCAAUGGAUCUGGAAAAUCGAAUUCUAUGGACGCCAUCUCGUUCGUCCUUGGCAUCAAAUCGUCUCAUCUGCGCUCCGCUCAACUGAAAGACCUCGUCUAUCGCGGCCGUGUCCUCAAGACUUCCAAGAUUAACGAUGACGGAUCUGCAGAUGCGACUGGCGUUAUAAAUGGAUUCCGGGACGACGACAAGGCUUCUCGAGAUGACCCAAAGACUGCCUGGGUAAUGGCUGUGUAUGAGGACGACGCCGGUGAAGUGCAAAAAUGGAAGCGGUCCAUCACGAAGCAGGGCGCCAGCGAAUACCGAAUCAACGAUCGCGUCGUUACCGCUCAACAGUACAACGAAUCCCUCGAAACGGAGAACAUCCUCAUCAAAGCUCGCAAUUUCCUCGUCUUCCAAGGCGACGUGGAAGCAAUUGCCUCGCAGUCACCGCAGGACUUGACGCGCCUCAUUGAGCAGAUAUCUGGCAGUCUGGAAUACAAAAUGGAAUAUGAGAGACUUCAGGCAGAGGCCGAGCAAGCCGCUGAGAACCAAAAUUUUCAACUGCAUCGACGUCGCGGUAUCAACUCUGAGAUCAAGCAGUACCGCGAACAGAAGAAGGAGGCGGAUAGCUUCCAGAAGAAAAUGGACGAGAAAGAGGCCGCGAUCAUCACACACUGCCUGUGGAAACUUUAUCAUUUUGAAAAGGCGAUGGAGGUGUCAAGUUCUGCUAUUCAAGAUCACCAAGAAGACUUGAAGGAACUGCGCCGAAAUGUGCAAGCUUACGAAACCCGUCUGAACACAGCUCGAACGGACCAGAAUUCUGCCGGCCGCUUGGUCGUUCGAACCGAGAAGGAGAUUAAGGUCAAGGAGAGGACAAUCGAGGAUAGCAAAAAUGCCCUGGUUCCAUUUGACGAGAAAAUCCACGAAUCUUCACAGCAAAGCGACAAACUCCAGAAACAGGUCCAAAAGAUAACCAAGGAGGGGGAUGAACAGACGGAUACUGUCAACAAGGUUCGAAAGGAUAUCGAGAGUGUCAGCAAAGCUCACGAGAAUUUUGAAAAGAAGAUCAAAGAGCAGAUGCAGAAGCAAGGUAGGGACAUAAGUGACGCGGACCGGAAGAUGUACAAUACGCUUCGGUCCCAAGUCAUGUCUCGCGCCGGCGCCAAUCAAGCAAAGCUGGAAAAUCUAGAGCGUCAGCACAAGGCUGACGAAGUCACCGUCAAUAAUCUGAAAGGCAAAGUCGACGGCAUUACUGCUGCCAUGGAGAAGGCCAAGGCGGAAUUGGCUAGUACGACCGAACGACAGGCUGCUGCCGAAGCUGCGGCCAAAGAGAUUGCCAAUGAAAUUUCCAGCAAGAAAGCGGAGUUUAAUCGACUCCAGUCCGAGCGGGUGCGAACCAACCAGAAGCGAACCGAACUGGAGGAAAAGCUUGAGGAUGUGGCGAGGAAACUCAGGGAGGCAGAUGAUGGUCAACGGCAGAACGACCGCGAGGUGCGAAUGAAGGAUAUGAUUUCAACGUUGAAACGAAUGUUUCCCGGCAUCCAUGGCCGCAUCGGCGACUUGUGUGCGCCAAAGCAGAAAAAGUAUGACGAGGCCAUCAUCGUCGCUUUGGGUCGAGAUUUCGACUCUGUCGUGGUGGAUACGGAAAAGAUUGGUGUCGACUGUGUCCAGUACUUGAAGGAGCAGAGGUUUGCGCCGAUGACAUUCAUUCCGCUCGACAACAUCAAGGUCAAUGCCGUCAACUCAGUCGUCAAGGGUGUUUCGGGGGCGAGGUUGACAAUUGACACCAUCAAUUUCGAUCCGGCUGUGGAGAGAGCCGUUUCCUACGCUUGCGGCAAUUCGGUUGUGUGCGAUAGCCUGGAAAUCGCCAAGCAAAUUUGUUAUGAGAAAAGGAUAGCCGUCAAAGCAGUGACGUUGGAAGGAUAUAUCAUCCACAAAGCAGGACUCAUGACUGGCGGGCGUGGUCCGGAGCCAAAGGGCGGGAAACGCAAGUUUGAAGAGGCCGAUGUUCAGAAUCUGCAGCGCAUGGCCACCAGGUUGCGGGACGAGGUGGACCGCCUGCCGAAGGAGGAUAGGCGCGGCUCGCGAGAAGAAUCCCUUCAGAUCGAGCUGGCCGGGCUUGAGCGACGGCUUGCGUCGACCAACGAGGAGGCGAUAGCGUUCAGGGGGAACGGGAGCAGCAAGAAGCGCGAACUGGACAACCACGAGAAGCAACUGCGGGAACUGCGACCAAGACACGAAGGGCAAGUCUCGCAGCUGGAGAGCAUCAAGACGUCGGUGCAAGAAUUCAAGGAUGCCAUCGCCCGGGUCGAGGACGAAGUGUUUGCCGCCUUUUGCGAGCGCCUUGGCUACAGCGACAUUCGUGCAUAUGACCUCUCCCAGGGCAAGUUCGAACAAGAGGUCUCCGAGAGACGGAGUCAGUUUGAAGUUCAGAAACAGAGGCUCGAAAGCCGGCUGGCUUGGGAACGUGCUCGUUACGGCGAUACCGAGGCGCGGAUCGGACGAAUGCAAGAGCAGAUAAAACGGCUAGAUCAAAACAUCAAGGCCUACGCGCGCGAGAAGCAGAAUAUCGAUGAGGCGAUAGUCCAGGAGCAAGACGAACUCGAGGCGCUGCGCGAGACAUUGGAGGAGCUAAAAGCUGACCUGAUGGACAAGAGCAGGAUCGUCAGCGAGGUCCGGACUGACCUGCAGCGGCGGAGCAAGGAGAUCGAGGAACGCCAGCGACAAGUUAACGCCCUGGAGACGACAGUCCAGAGAAACAGCGCGGGCAGGUCAGCUUUGCUCCGGAGAUGUCGAUUGGAGCAGAUCCAAAUCCCGUUGGUGGAGGGAACGUUGGACAAUCUUCCCAACGAGGAUGGCUUGCUCCGGCAAGAACCCGAAUCGAUGGAUGUGGACGAGGGCGGCGACGGCGGUGGAAACGACGACGACGAGAACAUGAUGGACAUGGCCCUCGACGAUCACGGCAUCGAAAUCGACUAUGAUGGCGUGGACGACAAGCUGAGGGCAUCGGACGAAGCAUCAAUCGAGGACGGGCUGGUGGAAAACAUUGCCCUUCUCAACACAGAGUUGGAAAAGCUCAAUCCCAACAUGCGGGCGAUGGAGCGGUUGGAGAGUGUUGAAUCGCGCCUCAAACUAACGGACCAGGAGUACGAAGAAUCCAAGUCGACGGCGCACGCUGCCAAGGAAGCUUUCAGCGCCAUCAAGCAGAAGCGAUACGACAUGUUCAACAAGGCCUUCACCCACAUCCAAGCUCAAAUCUCGCACGUGUACAAGGAUCUCACGCGGUCAGAGGCUUAUCCCUUGGGUGGCCAGGCGUACCUGGACAUUGAGGAGGACACCGACAUGCCGUACCUGUCUGGCAUUAAGUAUCAUGCCAUGCCACCGCUGAAGCGCUUUCGGGACAUGGAGCAUCUCUCCGGCGGAGAGAAGACGAUGGCGGCGCUGGCCCUCCUCUUCGCCAUCCAUAGCUACCAACCUAGUCCUUUCUUCGUCCUCGACGAGGUCGAUGCAGCGCUGGACAACGCCAAUGUUGACAAGAUUAAGAAGUACAUCAGGGAGCACGCCGGUCCUGGGAUGCAGUUUAUCGUCAUCAGCCUCAAGACGGGCCUGUUUCAAGACUCAGAAAGCUUAGUAGGUGUCUAUAGGGACCAAGAGGUCAAUAGCUCAAGGACGCUCACAUUGGACACCUGGUCACUCUACCUCCACUCCACCCAUCUGGGUGGUUUGAUAGCCAUCACCAUGGACCUCGCUGUAACACUCAUAAAGUCUGUCAUGCGGGCGUUUUAUCAGACCCGAGACAUUCUUGUGGUGGAUGCAUUAAUUCUUCACGAGGCGCUCCGAGAUGACGACCUGGCAUAUCUCAUGGCCACCAAUACGAAGGACCUCCACAAAAUAUGCGGUAAAUUACGCGAAGACCGCUUCAUUACAGUACAUACGAGGCAGGAGCUUCGUGAAGGAAAUCCCCGACCAAGCAGUCGAACAUGGUAUUACAUCAACUACCGUCACGCCAUAGACGCCAUCAAGUGGCGCGUCUUCACCAUAGAUAAGGAAGUUCAGGGAGGUACUCUGCCAGCCAACGAAAAGAAGGAAUACUUUUGCACGUUUUGCAAGGCCGAGUGGACAGCCAUGGAAGUCCUCGACAACGUCGGACCGUCCGGCUUCCUUUGCCAUCGGUGCCGGCACACGUUGUCUGAAGCCGAUCGCAACUCAGGAGGCCAUGAGCAGUCGACGCGACUCAACGACCAGUUUAAAUUCAUUAGCGAGCUGCUCCCCAAGAUCGACGCAGUGCACAUUGCCGAGUGCAGUUUCGACCGAGCUCUGUCAAAGGCGCGACCUGUGAUACGGGAUGCUACUCACCAGCGCGCUCCGACGGUUGCCGUCGACGCUGGCAUGGAUCGGCCCAUGGCUGUCAAAGGGCUGGCCAACACGGGCCCGCAGUCUAUUGCCGUAAAUAUAUCAACCUCGACAGGCUUGUCGACGGCCGAGCGAGAAGCCGAAAGGGCACGCAAGGAAAAGAUAGCGCAGCAGAACGCGCUGCCAUUUUGGAUGUCGAAUAGCACAGUCACUGGCGACUCGUUCACGGGAGCCAUCGGGGCCAGCGCGACGGACCUGAAGAGGGAAGCGCCUAAGGAUGCUGCAAGUAAUCAGUUGCGAGGCAACGAUUCUAGUGCCCAGAUCGAUGACAUUUUUGAGAAGCUGAAGGCGGAACAAGUGGCAGAGAGGGCCCGGGAGGAGGCGAACGACGAUGAAGACGAGCUCGACUCGAACGAGGAAGAUGAAGCGGACGAGUUUGAGGACUUGCCACUAAUGACUGGGGAUAGGUCAGACCCGUCUGUGCUUGGAGCUUCGGCAAGCGUCAUGGGCGACACUUUGAGCGGUGAAAAUCACUCUGAUGAGAGGGCCACCAAGAGAGUUAAGAUAAAACCGGAGCCGAACCAGGACGCCAACGCAGGAAUUUCGGAAAAUUCCGAGGAGGAGGAGGAGGAGGAGGAGGAACUUGAAUUCGAGGAUGUAUAA
Messenger RNA from Drechmeria coniospora, 5097 nucleotides. RefSeq names its product RecF/RecN/SMC. Gene Ontology annotation, cellular component: cohesin complex; nucleus; chromosome. NCBI's taxonomy places the organism in Eukaryota, Fungi, Ascomycota, Sordariomycetes, Hypocreales, Ophiocordycipitaceae. The record is from RefSeq and is a predicted model, not a curated record. Gene Ontology annotation, molecular function: DNA binding; protein binding; ATP hydrolysis activity. Gene Ontology annotation, biological process: sister chromatid cohesion; transcription initiation at RNA polymerase II promoter. The transcript is spliced from 6 exons. Bases 1 to 5097 code for a protein of 1698 amino acids.